CGAUUUCUUUCGUGAUAUUUUUUUUGGGUUAGAGAAUCAUUCGUAAGAGCGUUUGGUUUUGAUUUUGUUGGAAGGUUGAUUGAGGAAAAUAAAGAUAAAAAUAAAAAUUUCCCUUUACAUUGAUUUUAUGCUUCUUCAUCAACCUUCUCAACAGUCCCACAACUCUCAAUUUUUCUUCUUAAUUUUUUUUCCCUAAAACGUUCCUACGUAUAUUUCUUGUCCUGUUAUUAUUUUUGGAGCUUAAAAAUCUGAUCAUCAUCAUCAUCGUCGAACCACCUCAUGGCCACCACUGCAAACAAGACCAUCAAUGCUAAAAUAGUUCUACUUGGGGAUGUUGGAACUGGAAAAUCUAGUCUUGUGUUGCGCUUCGUUAGGGGCCAAUUUGUCGAGUUUCAGGAAUCAACUAUUGGUGCUGCAUUUUUCUCCCAGACGUUGGCAGUGGAUGAUGCAACCGUAAAGUUUGAGAUUUGGGAUACGGCCGGUCAAGAGCGGUACCAUAGCUUGGCACCAAUGUAUUACAGAGGAGCUGCGGCUGCAAUUAUUGUUUACGAUAUAACAAAUCUCGCAUCAUUUGAGAGAGCUAAAAGAUGGAUUGAAGAACUUCAAGCACAAGGCAAUUCUGAUAUGGUAAUGGCACUUGCUGGGAACAAAGCAGAUUUACUGGAUGCAAAGAAUGUGGAAACCGAGGAAGCAAGAACUUAUGCUCAAGAGAACGGCCUUUUCUUCGUGGAAACUUCCGCCAAGACUUCGUACAACGUUAACAACAUUUUCUACGAAAUAGUGAAAAGGAUACCUCGAGUGCAGCUGUCACAAAAUCCGGCCGGAAUGGUUCUCAUGGAUAGAUCUGCAGAGCAAACAACAAGGGCAUCUUGUUGCUCGUAUUAGGCGAUGAUUAUCUACGCUACCCAAAGUCAAGAUCGAGUAUCAUAUAUGAAUAUGCGUUCAACAAGGGUAUGUUUAAUUUUUAAAACUUUUAUUUUCUUCCAUAUAUUAAAGGCUUGUACUUCAUACUCCAGUUUAAAUAUAUGUGGGACACAAGUAUUUUAGAGAAAAUGAAAA
Messenger RNA from Gossypium arboreum, 1059 nucleotides. Its product is annotated as ras-related protein RABF2b-like. Bases 280 to 885 code for a protein of 201 amino acids. Gene Ontology annotation, molecular function: GTP binding; GTPase activity. NCBI's taxonomy places the organism in Eukaryota, Viridiplantae, Streptophyta, Magnoliopsida, Malvales, Malvaceae. The record is from RefSeq and is a predicted model, not a curated record. The transcript is spliced from 7 exons.